Molecule: messenger RNA, 7150 nt
Organism: Lineus longissimus
Lineage: Eukaryota; Metazoa; Nemertea; Pilidiophora; Heteronemertea; Lineidae
Product: CD109 antigen-like
Exons: 29
Coding region: 128-4840 (1570 amino acids)
Cellular component (GO): extracellular region
Molecular function (GO): endopeptidase inhibitor activity; protein binding
Source: RefSeq, a predicted model, not a curated record
GCCACAGGUAUUCAACUUGUGUACAUAAAAAGAUUAAGGCUGUGGUCUCAGUACAAGAUAUAUUUGUGUAUUGUGUUUUGUAUCAGUUUUGAUGAGGAUUACAUUGAAUUGAUUCUGUUUGGGGAAGAUGUAUGCAAAGCUGCUUUUAGCAGCAGCCGCUGUGCUGUGUUUACACAUAGGAUUAGCAAAUUCUCAGGAUCAGCAAUAUAAUUUUAACCAAGGUCGGAAGUUAUUUGAAGAACCGACAUACUUUGUUGUAGCGCCCACACGAAUAUAUCCAAAUGAGGAAGUUCAAAUCAGCGUCUCCAUACUGAAGUUAGAGUACAAGAGUGUCCUUGUGAGAGCAUCUAUACAGAAGGGCCCCAAGGAAUAUGCAAGUGCCAGUUACACAUUCGAUAGAGUUUCGACAAAGCUCUUACAGCUGAAGAUGCCCGAGGAGUCGGAAAAGGGUGAAUACACCCUCCGCGUUGAAGGCUCAGUCACGGGCGGUGGCGUAGGAAACUUCAUCUUCGAGAAUGACACCAAACUGGAAUUCUUCGAGAAGCAGCUCGCCGUGUUUAUUCAGACAAACAAACCAGUUUACAAACAAGGCCAGACGGUGUAUUUCAGGGUUGUGCCGGUGAAACCCAACCUCAUGCCUGGGUCACAGAUGGUAGACAUCUACAUUGAGGAUAGCACCAAUACAACAGUUAGAAGGUGGCUCUCAAGACAGACAACCUCUGGUGUAUUAAACAUGGAAUUCCUGCUCUCUCAGCAACCAAACUUUGGAGACUGGCGGAUAAGGCUUGUGAUUCGGGAUGCCGAGUACAUCAAAACUUUCAAAGUUGCCGAAGUCUAUCGUCCACGUUUUGAUGUGAAUGUGACGGUGCCAAAUUACAUCAUGGAUCGAGGAUGGGGUCUUCCUCUUCUCGUUGAGGCAAAUGACACUUCAGGCCGCGGUAUCAUCGGUAACGGAACCAUCUACCUGAGAAUGGUGCAUGAAUCUGGUACCAAGGAACCCGUCAUCAUACAGAGGGAUAUCGAAUAUUUCCGAGGACGCAACAAGACGUUCUUUGCCUUGGACGAGUUGAGAUACGCUGCCCAAACAAACAACAUCUUCGGCUAUGAGAUCUUCGUCAACGUGUCGAUCAGCAGUUGGUGGUACCUCCAGAACAUGACAGGCUGGGCAUACAGUUACAUAUACAGCAGUGAGAUAGAGUUGAAUUUCCUUGGGAACGAGGUCGUCCCGUUCAAACCCGGCAUGAUGUUCUCGUGUUACCUUGCUGCAUCUAGAAUGGAUGGCUCUCCGCUACGUCUGAGCGAUUCCCGCCAGAUUAUCGUGAGGCGGAUCAUUACAGGAGGACAGUUCGCCAAGACCCAUGCGGACGAGAUCCAUAUCAUACCAGACAACGGGAUAUUCACAUAUACGUUCAACACUCCCGAGGAUGCAGAGGGAGUGGAGGUCAAGGCAUUUUACCAACGAGAUGAAAACAUCCAAGCCGUUCAAAAAGCCAUUCGCGUCUAUUCGCCCUCAAACAGUUUCAUCCAAGUGACUACAGCCACUUUGAACCCGACCGUCAACGAAUACAUGAUAUUUACCAUCAGAUGCAAUAACUUUGUGGAUUAUGUUUACUACCAGAUUGUGGCCGCAGGUAGAAUUGUUGUGGCAGACAGGUUAGCCAUGACUGCCCGCCAAAAGACGUUCUCCGUUGCUUUGUCGCGUGAUAUGAUUCCGAAGGCCCGAGUGGUCGCUUACUAUAUCCGUCCAGAUCGUGAAGUAGUGGCCGACGCUCUCAAUUUCUUUGUCAAUGGAACCAGAUUAUAUGACGUGAAGGUUGAAUUCAACAAAGGAAAAGACUUCUCUGGUGCGACUGCUCAGAUGUCUGGCCUUACGUUGCCUGGUGUGUACAUCUCAUUCGCUGGUAUCGACCGGGACCAAUGGGUGGCUGGGGCAUCUCCAUUUCUCUCAGAGGAAGAGGUUGUUAAGGAGCUUAGUACCUUUGACGGCCAUGCCAACAGCAGCUACCAAUGGACGUGGACAUUCUCGGAUGAUUUCGAGCAGACGGUCUAUUACCCAGCUUCCUCCUACGCCAUGGACACAAAUCUCACGUUCAAGUAUGCUGGUCUCAUUGCCUUCACUGAUGCAAAUGUGACCCGCCUGCCACAUCAGUGUAACGAGACAGCCGGAGAGUUGCCAUGCCAGACUGACCGACGUUGUUUCAACAUCGAAAAGCGAUGCGACCAAGUGCGCGACUGCCAAGAUGGAUCAGAUGAACUCGGCUGCAGCUAUCCUCGGACGAGGUCCAAGCGCAAGAGGCCGCUGUUUAUGUUCAACUUCCUACAGCGUCACUUCUUGGACACGUCCUGGUUGUGGAAGUCUUACAUGACUAAGCAUGAAGGGAGGGUGGACAUCACCACUAAUGUGCCCAAUGAUAUUCCUCUCUCCUGGAUGGUCAGUGCGUUUGCCAUGAGCAGAGAGAAAGGACUUGGUCUCAUGCCUCGGCCAAUAUUGUUUGAUGCUGUCCAGGCCUUCAUCAUGAAUGUUGAGAUGCCAACCAACGUCAGAUUAGGUGAACAGGUGGGCGUGCGUGUCACGAUCAUGAACUUCUGGAAUGACUACUUCGAAUGUGUGGUGACGCUGCAUGCUUCUCCUCAAUAUAAGAUGGUCGAGGUCGAGUCUAUGGGUAUCGUGAGCAGUUACAGGCCCAGGACAUCCGGGGGCGACCAUCAAACUUUACUAUAUCUCGAGCCAGGACAAACUGCCCAUGUAUACCUAGCUGUACUGCCAAUUGUUCGAGGUCCGCUCUCUGUCACUGUCAGUGGCGCCACCUUUAUUGGAAGUGACACUGUCACCAAGCCACUCUUUGUCAGUUACGAUGGUGUGACAAACCACUAUCACACUCCAUACUUGGUGGACUUGCUCAGAACUGGUUCCAACAUUCUUCCUGACUUGGACAUUCCCGUACCAGAACAGUUCACCACACCAGAACAGAGAGAGCAUCUCUACGUACCUGGAUCUGGGAGGGCCCUUGUUCGUAUUGUUGGUGACAUUGUUGGCCCUGGUUUCUUCGAGGAUCAUCUCACCUCUGAAAAUCUCCUGGAGAAACCGUACGGAUGCGGCGAGCAGGCAGUGUACAACUUGGCCGUCAACAUGUACUAUCUUAAGUUUCUCAAGGCGACCGCCCAGCUCACAGAUGGUGUGAAAGAAAAAGGAUUGGACUACGUCAAUAUUGCUCUCCAAAGAGUUAUGAGUUACUACAACGAGGAGGGUUACAUCCAAGGAUUCCGAGACUUCCCCGACAAGAGUGUCUGGCUCACAGCUUUUGCUCUUGGUUCCUUGUACGACGCCCGGGAAGCUGAUUGGGAGUACGACAUGUUCAUUCCAAUGGAGCUCCUGAAUAAGAUCGCUCUUUGGCUAAUUUCCCAACAGAAUAAGGACACGGGUGCUUUCUAUAACGAAGGACCUCUGUAUGACUCAAAGAUGAAGGUACUCAAGACUGUCGUCUAUAAUGGCCAAACAUUACCAGCAAAUAUUUCAAUCACUGCAUACACCGUGGUAGCUUUGGCGAAAGCUAAGGGCCUGACUGGGAAUGCACGUAACCUUGCAGUAACGUCCAUCGGAACAGGAGCUGAUUACCUCGCCAACCUCAUCCCAGAGAUUACCGACACAUUCCAGUUGACCCUUGUGGCGUACGCUCUCCGUUUGGCGCAGCAUUCCAAAAAGGGUGACGCUUUCCAGGCCAUGAGAAAUGAGGCAAUCACUGAGAAUGACUUUAUCUAUUGGUCGCACAACAAGUUCAUGAUCAACCCUGUCAACAUCACCAAGGUGGACACAGUGCCAUUCUAUCAGCCCCGAUGGGAGGGACCCUGGGACGGCUAUGCGACUCAGGCGUCGGGUUAUGCCCUGUUGACAUACCUUGGCAACAACUUGAGGUUGGAAGCCUACCCGACCAUGAAGUGGUUGACGUACAUGAGGAACACCAUGGGUGGCCAGGCAUCGACGCAGGACUCAAUUGUGGCCCUUCAGGCCCUGACCGACUUUGCCAAAUUGGAUGCAUCGCGUGAUUUGUAUAACGUGGAAUUCACUGUCGAGGCCACAUCAUCGGCCCGCUGGAAGAGAACCAUUGUCUUGACGAGGGAAAACUUUGCUGAUCUUCAGACUGUCCAAAUUCCGGCUGUGUGGGGUAGCGUUAAGGUGACCGUUGAAGGGACUGGUCUGGCCACAGUCUCGUUGGACACUUUCAUCAACGUCGAGUACAGGAGGUUCUUGAAGUAUCCGCAGGCCAAGUUCUUUGACCUGACCAUUCCAAAAGAGGGGCUCAAGUUCAGCGGCAGGAAUUUCUCCAUCUUUGAAAUGACCGCCUGUGCAAGAUGGACGGCAACAAAUGUAGCAAAAUCUGCCGGCCUGUCCGUUAUUGAAAUAGAAAUCCCUAGCGGCUACGUCAUUUCAAAUGGGUAUCUAAGACGCCAUCUACAGGCCGGCAAUAUGGCGCCGAAUGUCCACCGCGCAGUCUUCCGUAAGGGGAUGGUCACAUUUUAUAUAGAAACUCUUACCACUGAACCUACCUGUGUGUUUUUCCGUGCUGAUCGCUGGUACCCUGUGGCUAACAUCACCAUUCAACAUCGGAUGAAGGUCUAUGAUUACUAUGAACCAGGUCGCUACAACCAGUCGCUGUACACUGUCUACAAUCUGUUCAACCUUGGUGUUUGUCACGUGUGCGGAUCGUUCCAGUGUCCGUAUUGUGCAGAUUACAACGCGGGAACGACCAUCGUGGCCAGCAUCUCCGUCCUUGUGAUGUCCUUCAUGUUUGCGCUUUAUAAAAAUUUACAAUUUCUGCAUGUCGGGUCGUUUGGUACUUGACGGGGUUGAGGCGCAUGUGAAUAGGAUGGGGCUGCAGUUUGUACAGUCUUCAUUCUUAUCAAAUAGAGGGUCCAAUGAGUUUUAACUAGGGAGAUGUUCCAAAUCUUACAAUUUCUAAGCAUUCCAAUUUAGAUAUAAUCCUACUGUAAAUAUUGACACCUGCAUGACUUAAAUAUUCUCAGAACAGUUCGGUAUACCUCUAUACCAAUAUUUUGAAUACUAAACUUUUUGCUUAAGUCACUGCACUUUAGAACUUAGGUUUAUUUGUUUGCGAAUAGUGCAGAUGUCAUACGGCAUUUGAUGCCCUUUUUUAGUUUUGUGUACCAGUUGAUGUCUCUACUAGAUGCUUAAAGCAGCUCAUUCAUUUUACUGUAAAGUCUAUUUCAAAUGAAAAUGACACUGCACAGAAAAACGCCUAAAAUGAGUGGCGGACGAGGCUCAACUGGCUUAAUACCGUCGACACAGUAUAUAUACAAUUUUCGAAAUGAUGCAAAAUACAUUUUUUAUUCUAUCCAACAAAAGGUUGGUCCUACCAAUAUUCGUUUGUAUCAUGUUUAAAGUACAUCUUGACUUUCCGGCCAAAGUUUUGUUAAUGGCCAUCGUCGAUGUCUAUGGCCAUAAUUAACUGCUUCUAGCGUACGUCUAACGAAAUAUCAUGUUCAUCUAUUACUUGUAGUAUUACUUGAUUAUUUAUGACCCUUUAAGGACCAAAGUCCACCUGGACCCCACAGGUACAUGUACCUAUGCAUAGGAAUCAUUGCUUAGGUGUUAUUAAAAGAAAAAGAUGGGAAGAUUUAUGAAAAUUCUAUGAAGUAACCUUCCUGAAUUCUAAAAUUAUCGCUGUCGGAUUGUUUUCCUGAAUGAAGUUGAGUCCUGAAAGGGUUAAGAUACUUUAAGUAAUAAUCAUGGGACCAAUUUAUGAAUUGUCUGAUCAUGCUAUAUAUUCGUUGCAUUUUGGAGCUCUGGCUCCAGCUUCUUGUCAGUCAAGGUCAACACCAAUGCCUCCCUAUCUAAACAAAUUGAAGGGGGGGCAUUGAAAUUCUCAAUGUCCCCAUGUAACCGCGAGAACUCACUUUAAGGAAAAAUAAAACAGCUAUGAGUUGUUUAGUUACAGAAGAAUUGACUAAAAGAUGUUUUUGAGUUUGUUAUAACAAAUCAGAUUUGGCGUUGAUCUUGACUGUCGCCUGUCUGUAAAUUUAUGAAGAAAUCCUAUUCGUAGAAGUAGUUUUCAUUAUCAAGAAGAUACAUUUUAUAUACUAUGUAUGUACAUUUAUAACUAGUAUAUUUUAUAACCACGAGCGUGGACCAUGCGUCUAUUAUAAACAUGCUAUUAUGUACAUAGGUUUGUUACUUGUAUUGCUUAUAGAUGGCGCUGCCAGUCAUGUACCGUCCUUAUUCGUAUACUGUAGGGUUAUCAAAGGUCUAAAAUCCCCAUUCGAUUUUAACAACUGAAAUACAAGAUAGAAGAUCUUUCAAAUUUGCGGCUGUCCACCUUGUGUAUUGUUGUCAAUGUUAGUCUCAUCAUUUGUAUUGCACGAUCUGUUCAGCAAUGCAUUGCACUGCUGCACACAGGCUUGCCAAGCCCCGAAAACUAAAUUCGCAGCAAAAGGGCUUAAUCUAUUUUUGAUCAUACCUAUAUUUCAAAGUUAUCGGAAUUGUUACACAUAAAGUUCCUGCCUUUAUAGAGAAUCCAUUUAUUGAUAGGUUGACGGGCAGUUUGUGCCAUACAUACAUGACAUAGCUUUAGACAUCUACAUUAUUUCAUUCAGUAGCUAUGAAUCUACAUUUUGGAAAAUCAAUAAUCAAUUAUAUCUGCAUUAAUGUGAUAAGUUUCAAACAUGUUUCUCCAUGAGAAUACAGUAGAAACUCUAUUAAGGACAUCCUUGGGACAGACAAAUGCGGUCUGUAAAUGCCCGUCCAGUGUAAUCUCGGGAGACUCAACCUUUAAAUUAUAUGUAUCGUUGGAAUUUUAUAUGGGGCAGCGAUAGCGCAGUGGAAGAGAGUCGGCCUCAUGAUCAGGAGGUUGUGGGUUCGACUCCCGGCCGAGUCACUGCUUAGUUCCCCUACUGGUCGAGUUCAUGUGAGCACCUUCUGGUUGCUCCUUGAAACCCCUGAUUGAUUUCUGUGGAGACCGGGGUAAUGAUAUGAUAUCCCCAAGCGCUUUGAGCGGCCAGUUGAUGGCUGGAUACUUCACUAUAUAAGACUCGUAUUAUUAUUAUAAAUGAAAUGAAAUCACAUUCCUGUCCUUUGUCCAAAUGAUAGCAUAUAUCCUGUCAAAUGAUUUUACGUAAUUAAAUGCCAUUUAUAUAA